AUGUCACACCUCAUGGAAGACAACAAGUCCAAUUUAUCUAAUGGAGCAGCUCGCUCAUAUCAACGGUCACAGUCGCUUUCUGCUGUGAGCGACUAUAUCGCACUGCAAGCCGUCUAUCGUGUUAAACGAGCUGGAAUCCGCGAGCGCCUUUUCAAAUGCGAUCAGUGCAAACAUUCAUUCGAGAGAAAUGACAACCUCAAAAAGCACAAAAUGAAGAUUCAUGGAAUUACGGAUGCAUUUCCGUCCUUUUCACAAGAAGAUGAAUUGAUGAGACGCCGUUUUGUCACAGGUUGUAGACCAAAAGGUGAGAGUAGCGAGGAACACAGGGAUCUUGGUCUUGGCAGUACAGAUAUCUUGGCGAAGAACUGCAAGCCCAAGUCAGAUAUAGUCACAGAAGACCGGCUACCGAACUCCAGUUCCAACACUUACUGGUCAAAUAACUCAGCAUCUCUUGAACUCCCAUCCGGAAAUGGCACCCAGCCGCGGAUGGUAAGAUUCGAAGCAUACCUGAGCGAGUGGAUUGCCGAGACCUCUACCGCGCCGUUUCUUGCGAACUAUAUCCAACAGCAUGCUUUACCAACUCUGCCAGAAUUGCCCGAUGAACUGGAGUCCAGAGGUUCCUCGCCAACAACUCAAAGCGACGGAAGUUCUAACCCAACAGAAACCUACAUUGACGAGAGGAAAAGACAGAUUAUCGAUCGCAUUGUAUUCAAUGUGGCGCAGUGGAUGCGGUCAAUGUUCGACUCGUGUCGUAAAAGUGCAGGUGGUAAUUCAGCUGGCGCAUCAGGGAGACCAAGCAAAUCGCAAGAAUCAAGCUCGAAAGACAAGGAGUCUCAUUGUACAAAGCCUAGCAACCAGAAAAGAAAACUAACGGAGGUUGACGAUGACGAGACAGACGAAGAUGACGAAGAGGAGCAGAAACAAGAUCGGCAAAGCGGUAAAAAGCCCAGCCAGGACCACAAGAAUCGAAAGUAUGCUUGCCCGUAUUUCAAAUACAACCCAACCAAAUACAGAGAUUGGAGGGUUUGUCCAGGACCAGGUUGGGCCGAUAUCCAUCGAAUCAAAGAGCAUCUUUACCGACGCCAUAGACAGCCCAAAUACCGCUGUGGGCGCUGCUGGGAGCCCUUUAAGGAUGAACAGUGCUAUCUCAACCAUCUGCGAACUGAGGAAGCAUGCCCACUGCGAGAAAUGGAACAUGUUGAGGGGUUUGAUGAAGCACAAGAACGAAGUCUGAAGUCUCGAAAACGAUCUGGUCGAGAGCUUUCGGAGGACGAUAAGUGGAGGAGAGUUUUCAAGAUCCUGUUCCCACAUGUUUUGGAUGACGAUAUUCCGUCUCCCUUCUAUGAAUACCACCAGACAUCCCAGAAGGGGGAUAACCAUGAACACUCUGAGUCUGACUAUUUGGCACAAUGCGAAGACUACAUGGUGCGAGAAGUCCCCCAGCGCCUUCGGCAAGCUUUGGGACGAGAACUAGAUCGAGACCUUACCAUUGUCGAGGAGAGUCUCAGGCGAAAGGCAGGUGAUUGGGUAAAGACUCUGCUUGAGGAUGCCUUCCGCGAACUCAGGCAGAACCGAGAUGGGGACGGCCAAUCCCGGCCUGGUGAAGAAUCAGGUUUGCUAAUUGCAGGUUCAAGCAGCCUUGCCUCCCAAGAAGGCAGCUCGGCAAACAACAACCUGCCUUAUGAGGGACAGAGCGAGGCGUGGCUAAGUAACUUCAACUUGGACUCUUUUGAUCCUUUCGCACUACUAGGAGAAUCGGAGUUUGCUUUUGACAAUGGUGGAUUGCUAGAAGACUUGUUGGGGCCUGGAGGUGGAGGUGGAGGCAGUGAUACCGGUGCGACAAGAGAACACUCCGAUUCCGGAUACAGGUCUUUCAGCUCUAUUCAGUUGGAAAAGGCCACAGGAGAACAAUAG
Molecule: messenger RNA, 1914 nt
Organism: Fusarium sp. VM40
Lineage: Eukaryota; Fungi; Ascomycota; Sordariomycetes; Hypocreales; Nectriaceae
Source: the annotation of a GenBank genome assembly